AUGGCCACACAACUCGUCCAGCUCCCUGAAGUGGAGCGACUCAGCGCCUCGGUAAUUCGAAUCCUAGGUGGCAACCCGGGAAAGUUCACACUCCAAGGAACAAACACGUACCUCCUAGGCCACGGCCCUCAAAGAAUCUUAAUCGACACGGGCGAAGGCAAACCAAGCUGGGCCGCAACCCUGCAAAACCUCCUAACAACAGAAAAAGCCACAAUUACCCAAACCCUCCUAACACACUGGCAUCACGACCACGUAAACGGCCUCCCAGACCUACAAAAGAUCUGCCCAAAUACACAAAUCUUCAAAAAUGACCCUGACACCGACCAAAAUGAUAUUACCGACGGCCAGGUCUUCUCUGUUGAAGGUAUUACCCUGAGGGCGAUUCAUACGCCGGGCCACACGACUGACCAUAUGGUUUUCUUGUUUGAGGAGGAGGGGGCUAUGUUUACUGGUGAUAACGUCCUUGGCCACGGCACAGCCGUCUUCCAGGAUCUCAAAACUUACCUAUCAAGUCUACACCGCAUGCGCGAGCGCGUCUCUACAGGACGUGGGUAUCCAGGACAUGGAGCUAUCCUUGAAAAUACCGGUUCGCGUAUUGGAGAGUAUAUCAAGCAUCGGCAACAGCGGGAAGAUGAGGUAUUGCGUGUGUUACGGUAUGGCAAACUUGAUGUUUCGGAUGGAGAGAGUGGGAGUGGGGGUGAGGGUGAGAAUGAUUGGAAGAAGGCCUGGACGCCAAUUGAGCUUGUGAAGGUUAUUUACCGGGAUGUUCCUGAGAGUUUGCACUUGCCUGCAUCUGGGGGCGUGUUGCAGGUUCUUGGGAAGUUAGAGGGGGAGGGGAGAGUUGUUGAUGAUGGGAAUGGGGGUUGGAGGUUGAGUGAGAGGUCUGCUUUGUAG
Messenger RNA from Penicillium antarcticum, 894 nucleotides. RefSeq lists its product as uncharacterized. Lineage: Eukaryota; Fungi; Ascomycota; Eurotiomycetes; Eurotiales; Aspergillaceae. The transcript has 4 exons. The coding region runs from base 1 to 894 and encodes 297 amino acids. The record is from RefSeq and is a predicted model, not a curated record. Gene Ontology annotation, biological process: secondary metabolite biosynthetic process.